Diuraphis noxia (Russian wheat aphid) is the source of this 1363-nucleotide messenger RNA. It is a transcript of the gene sll, whose product is annotated as adenosine 3'-phospho 5'-phosphosulfate transporter 1. Gene Ontology annotation, molecular function: 3'-phosphoadenosine 5'-phosphosulfate transmembrane transporter activity. Lineage: Eukaryota; Metazoa; Arthropoda; Insecta; Hemiptera; Aphididae. Gene Ontology annotation, cellular component: endoplasmic reticulum membrane; Golgi membrane. Gene Ontology annotation, biological process: 3'-phosphoadenosine 5'-phosphosulfate transport; transmembrane transport. The record is from RefSeq and is a predicted model, not a curated record.
AUGGAAUUGGAGAAACUGAAGUUUUCCGUUUUGGUAUCUAUUAUUACAAUAAUUGUUUUACAAAAUAUAUUAGCAGUAUUGUCAAAUUUUAAUCAAAAUGUAUCUUCAUUAAGUACUUUUAUUAACAAUAGUCUUGGAUAUUGCUUAAUAUUAAUCCCUGGAUAUUGGCUUUACAAAUUUUCAAAAAAACAAGAUUUGGGAGAUAACCGUUUAACAAGUAAGUUGUUAAAAACAUUGUUUGGGGAUAAGCAUGAUUCAGAACCUGAGCAACCUUUAUCACCCAGUUACAAUGGACCAUCUAAUUUUAGAAAAGACGUAAUAACUUUUGCAUAUUGUUUUGGAGGCUUGCAAGCAUCUUAUUUGAUUUGGGGUGUUAUUCAAGAAAAAAUGAUGUCUGAGUCUUAUGGUAUAAACGAAUCUUCAAAGUUCCGUGACUCUCAAAUGUUGGUGUUUUUGAAUAGAGGUUUAUCUACAGUCUUGUCUGGUAUAUUUUUAUUUAUGAAUGAGGGUAUACGAUCCAAGAAAUCACCACCUUUAUAUAAAUAUAGCUAUUGUACUGUGUCCAACAUUAUAAGUUCUUGGUGUCAAUAUGAGUCACUCAAAUAUGUCAGUUUUCCUWCACAGGUAUUAGCAAAAACUUGUAAAAUUAUCCCAGUUAUGUUAAUGGGAAAAUUAAUGUCUGGUAAAAAGUACCAAUACUACGAGUAUGUCACAGCAAUAGGAAUUUGGAUUGGUAUGGCUAUAUUUCAAUUUUUUACAGAAAACAAACAUUCUGACAUCACAACUUGCGCAACCGGAGUAAUCUUGCUUGUAGGAUACUUAACAACAGACAGCUUCACAUCAACGUGGCAAGGAAAAAUGUUCACUCAAUACCAAGUUACUUCUAUGCAAAUGGUUUUUGCUAAUUCAUUACUAUCAUCACUUCUUACAACUAUACCACUGUAUCAAGUGGGCUCAUUCAAAAAAACAUAUGAAUUUAUUAAAGAGUAUCCAGCAUUUUUAACUGACUGCAUAGUUUUGUCUGUAAGCUCUGCAUGUGGGCAACUAUUCAUAUAUAGAACUAUUUCUAAGUUUGGACCAAUUGUGUUGACUAUAAUAAUGACCAUAAGACAAGGUCUAUCAAUAGUAAUUUCCUGUAUAAGAUACCAUCAUCCUAUUGGUGUAAUGGCUGCACUCGGAAUCAUUUUUGUUUUCAUUUCAGUAUUUGUACGCUGCUAUUGUCAUUUUCGUAUAAAAUCAAAAAAAGUUCCUAAUCAUACAACAUUCAAAGUAUAAAUAAAGUAAUGAGACAAUGCCAAAGAACACUUGAGUUGCUUGAAGCAUAAGUUGUAUACAUCCUAGAAUAUUUUCCAGCCGAAAAGUU